Molecule: messenger RNA, 1062 nt
Organism: Empidonax traillii (willow flycatcher)
Lineage: Eukaryota; Metazoa; Chordata; Aves; Passeriformes; Tyrannidae
Gene: ARTN
Product: artemin
Exons: 3
Coding region: 87-779 (230 amino acids)
Molecular function (GO): growth factor activity; receptor tyrosine kinase binding; glial cell-derived neurotrophic factor receptor binding
Source: RefSeq, a predicted model, not a curated record
GUGCCAGCUCCCAGCCAGCCGGGUCGAUACCCACCCUUAUCCCUGCUGUGUGGGCACUGACCCCAACCUCUGCACUUGCAGCGAGCAUGGACCAGCGACAGGGGCCACCAGAGCCGAGACCUGCAGGACCCACCACGCACCUGCAGCCCAAGGAGGGGACACUGUGGGGGCUCCUCGCCAUCCUGUCGCUGCUGGCUGGGCUGGCCACGGGCGCCCUGCGAACACCGCACUGCAACGAGACGCUGGACACAGCCCCUACACCACAGGGCAUGGCCACUGCCAGCCCAUCUGUGGAGGAUGGUGUGGAGGUGCCACUCGCCGCUGCCUGGAGCCAGUUGUAUGGGGAAAAUGCGACGACGGGUCGUCCGGGCACCGCAGAGUUGGCGGAGGAUCUGCUGCUGCGCGCUGAGCGCUCACCGCCGGGCGCCGGCAAAGCCAAGAAGGGGGCGCGGAAACCCUCACGGGGCGCCCGCGGGCGCAACUGCCACAUCCGCAACCUGAUGGUGAAGGUGCGCGACCUGGGCCUGGGCUUCAACUCGGACGAGAUCGUGCUCUUCAAGUACUGCAGUGGGUCCUGCCACCGGGCACGCAGCAACUACGACCUGACACUGGGCAGCCUGCUGCGGCAGCAGCUCAUCACCCCGGGGCCACAGGAGCGGAUCCUCAGCCACCCCUGCUGCCGGCCCACCCGCUAUGAGGCUGUCUCCUUCAUGGAUGUGGAGAACACUUGGCAGACGGUGGAGAAGCUCUCAGCAGCCGAGUGCAGCUGUAUUGGCUGAGGAGGGGGCCACUGGCUUGGCCUCAGCUCGACGCGUGCCGGCAGACUCCGGCUUGCCACAUGCAGUGGCACCGGCGCUCAGAGGAAGGGUCUGGCAGAGGCCGGUGCCCCCGUUUUUACAUGGCCACAAAGAGCCGAGGUGGGAUGGAGCCAUGACUGGGGUGUGGGCGGCCAAGCCCCUUCCUGCUCAGUGCCAAGCAGCUGGUGCCGACGGCUACAUGGGAUCCUGCCUGGGUGCACUGUGGCUCAUCCCUGGGAGAGGAGCUGAGGGGAGUAUGAAGCAU